AUGACCGAACCAGCGACUACCACCAUCGGAAGCGGCCUGCUUCACGAUGUACAUGAGAAUCAAGACUGUUCUCAGACAACCCAAAAGAAUGCCACAACGGAUGAUUUCAGUGGCUUGGAGGAUCAGCCAAACCUGCGGAACGGAUCCAGUCGAUCGACCCUCGACGAACUGGAGGAUCUGAAGGCCAAAGUGGCUGCGCUGACUGCGAGGCUGGACGAGAUGACUGGAAACAACCAAUGUGGAACGCAACCACGUAUUGACGAGGGUGCGAAAUCUGGGAAGAACACUGAAGAUAGCUCCGAGGAAGAUGAAUCUGAGGACGACGACUCUGAGGACAUCGACUAUGAGGACGUCGACUAUGAGGAAGACGACUCUGAGGAAGAAGACUCCGGGAAAGGAAACUCUGAGGGAGAAGGCAUACCCGAGCAACUCUGCCUCGAAAUCAAGCGGCUGUCGCUAGACACUUGGAGUACUUACAAAGAUCUAAAACGCAAAGAAGUUUCCGAGAACGUCCUUGUUGUGUACCAGAAGCCAGUGGCUAUACGAAACCCGGGCAAAGAAGAGGUUUUGGACACCGGCUCCCAAGACGGGUGGCCUGAGGAACGGAUCCAGCACAUACCGUAUCGGCUUCAGAUUAACUCGCGUCCCCUUCUUCAAGCGCUGAAAGCUAUCACUAACACACGGAUGCCUUCUGCGCCCUGUGUUAUGGUCCCACCAUUCAAAGCCAUCAUCGGUAGCCAUGAUAAGAUACAGAAGGUACUUGAGAGGAAGGAAACUGCAAUCAGCCAAUACCAGCAGCAGAAAGAUGAAAAUUCUACAUCAAUCGGACUUGCAACGUUAGAGAAACCCAGGAUGGAGGAGGAGUUGAAGAAUCAAAGGAUUGUCGCAGACCAUCUAAAAUGCCUUCUUCAGUUUAUUGAAGUAGACUUGAAGGAGACCUUGGAGUUACGGAGCAAGAUUAAGGAUGGAACCCUGAAGAGUAUCUCUUUCAGCAACUUGUGGCAUCUUUUCACGCACGGAGAUGUCAUUUUUCCCAACCCCGAGAUCAUUGGACGCUCUAGGAGGGAGUGUUCAUACCAUCACGCAUUCAUUCUUUGGUCCGUAUCAGACGGACGCCCUACAAUGCCAAAGAAGCAGUUCAAGAUGGAGUCAAAUCCCUUCGCCUUAAUAGGCAUGGAGGACGGUCCCAGAGCUACUAAUGAGUUGUCAGAGGGGCUCUGCAAGCCGUUCAGAUUGGACCUUUACUAUGCAGCCUAUGAUGGCGAGUGUCUGACACCUGACGGGUACAAUUACAGCAUCGAAGAAUACCGGGGAGAGAAGCAAAUCACUAAUCUUCCAUUUUACCCAGCCAGAUUUUGCCCUCACUACAGCCAGACGUAUCAGGAGCUGAUCAGACGUGGGAAACAUUAUAUUCAGCUUCUGAAAGAUUCCUACAACCAGUAUCAAGGGCUGACUAUGGGUGACGAUCCGGAAGAGGUAGAUGGAGAAGUAGUCACGGAUUCAAAAACUGGGUACUCGAUGGACAGCAAAGACGCCAAGCUCAGAAGAUACGACUUUAACAGUGCACGAUUGAAAGGUGAUGAGGAUGAGUGGAAGGAGUACGCUAUCGUUGGGGGCACCAGCUACGAUGACGAACGUUUCGAAGAUGAAACAUUUGAUCAAUCUGAGGCCUUGCAGCCAAUAGACCCCGGAGAACCGACGCAGAUGAAGAAUAUCACGGACAAUCACUACCUUCUCUUGGGCAAAGAUAUACUCGGAUUUGUGUUGCGGAUCCGCAAGUGGAACGUUGAUCUUGUUCGAAAGCCUGUAGAAACCAUGGAAGGAGACAAAACGUCUUUUGAUGAACUCGCCAUCAAGGAGAGCUACAAGAAAACAAUUCUCGCCCUCGUUCAAAGUCAUUUCGCCGGCCCAGACUCGCUCAAACAACGCAUCCAGCAGGGCGAGUCCGUAUCUAUGGACCUAGUGAAAGGGAAGGGGAGAGGUCUUGUGAUCCUUCUUCACGGUGCUCCGGGAGUGGGCAAGACUUCUACUGCGGAAACCGUCGCUGCUCACACAAAGCGCCCACUCUACCCAAUUACCUGCGGAGAUCUAGGUGUGACAGCCAGGGGAGUUGAGAAGGCUCUGGACAUGCAUUUUCAGCUGGCCCACAAAUGGGGAUGCGUCUUGUUGCUCGAUGAGGCAGAUGUUUUCCUGGCAAGGAGACAAGCAGGCGAUGUUAAGAGGAAUGCACUUGUAUCUGUAUUCCUGAGAACGCUCGAGUACUAUUCUGGAAUCCUGAUUCUCACAACUAACCGCGUCGGCGAAAUUGACGAGGCGUUCCAUUCCCGCAUCAAAAUGUCGUUCUAUUACCAGCCUCUGAAUGAAAAGCGUACGAUACAAAUAUGGAAAAAUUCUCUGGACAAGAUCAAGGAAGCCGCCAAGCGAAACAAGGAAAAGGGCACCAUCAUCAAGAUUGACAACGAUGAGAGGGACGAGAUCCUCAAGUUCGCCAAAGACCACUUCAAUGAGAAUUCCAAAAACAAGAAGAAGCAGCCAUGGAACGGCCGCCAGAUCCGUAACGCGUUUCAGACGUCCCUCGCGCUCGCAGAUUACGACCGACUGGAGGAACUAGAGAGCAAGAUUGAGAAAGGAAAAAUCACAUUAUCCGACAUCGAAGCGAAACCUAAAUACCGGACUGUGAAGCUCAAAGUCAAGCAUUUCAGGCAGGUUGCAAAAGUCACGGCAGACUAUCACAAAUACGUCACUACGGUACAGAAAGGAAAGACAAAUGAGACCUUGGCGGCCAUGCAUCAACUCCGAGCGAAUGACUCGGAACUCGAUGCACCGGCAAACCAGCGAGCUAUCCAACAGGCUGAAGGAUCUUCGAGGGGAAAGCAAAGGACAAAUAAGGCCAAGGAGGCCCGUGUGCCGACGCCUGUUUUGAGAUCGGAUACAGAUAGUGAGAAGGCCGAUACCGACAACGAUGGCGGGGAUGACGAUGACGAUGGCAAUGAUGAUAGUGAGAGCAGUGAUGAGAGCGAUGAUUGA
This is a messenger RNA of Lasiodiplodia theobromae, 3027 nucleotides long. RefSeq names its product AAA family ATPase. The record is from RefSeq and is a predicted model, not a curated record. Bases 1 to 3027 code for a protein of 1008 amino acids. Lineage: Eukaryota; Fungi; Ascomycota; Dothideomycetes; Botryosphaeriales; Botryosphaeriaceae. The transcript has 4 exons. Gene Ontology annotation, molecular function: ATP hydrolysis activity; ATP binding.